This is a messenger RNA of Racocetra persica, 240 nucleotides long. The record is from the annotation of a GenBank genome assembly. NCBI's taxonomy places the organism in Eukaryota, Fungi, Glomeromycota, Glomeromycetes, Diversisporales, Gigasporaceae.
UUCUCUCUGAUUAUCCUACAUUAUUUGAUGAAUUUAUUAAUAAUACUGAAUGGGACAUAAUUCCUCAACCAAUUGAACUUACUGCUGAGAAACUGAAUAUUCAAAAAGGUCCAAAUGAAAAUUUAAUUACUGAUCAACAAAAUAUCAAUCAACAAAAAAAUAAAUAUUUUAUUGAACAAAUUAGAAAUGAUUUAGAACACAAAAUAAAAAAUCAAGUUCAAUUGAAUUCUUCUUAUCAAG